AUGGUAUUUUGGCAAUAAAAGAAAUUAAUUUAUUUACUUUUGAAGUAAUUUUAGAAAAUACUUUUAGCAACAUAGAUAUUACACCAAGCUAAAUAUAAUCAUUUAAUCAACCAUUUUAUAUAAAGAACUCUAGAACAUUAAUAGUUUAUAUAAAUAAUUAAUUCAUCAGUCAACUCGGUACAUAAAGAAGAUAGCUCCAUAUUCUUCGUUACAGCUCAGUUAAUAACCAAUACAAUUAUAAAUACUCAUUAAGAUAUAUUGUAAAUGAUGUUUAGGUAUCAUAAACAACUGGUGAUAUUAUUUGCUUCUUAGUAUAUUAAGUUUACCUCAUCUAAAUAGCGAUUUUUAACGCCUACAAAAAUUAAAAUCCUGUUUUUGUAUCUAAGUAAUUCUACAAUGUUUGCUCAAAUCACUUAGGUUAUUUCAAUUAAAACUAAGACACUAUUUACUAUUCAGAUUUUUUUACAGGAAUAAUUAGUAUGA
This is a messenger RNA of Tetrahymena thermophila SB210, 483 nucleotides long. RefSeq lists its product as hypothetical. Lineage: Eukaryota; Ciliophora; Oligohymenophorea; Hymenostomatida; Tetrahymenidae. The record is from RefSeq and is a predicted model, not a curated record. The transcript is spliced from 2 exons.